AUGGCGCUCUUGUUCCUCUUCUCGACGGUGUGCACGAUCAUCGGCUUCGUGCUCACUGUUCUCGGCCUGUUUGCCGGCAACACACCCGGUUUUAUGGAGGAGUUUUCUGUCAUCAUGCUCAACACAUCCGCGUUGGGACGAAAUUAUGUGCCGUCACUCAACCAACCGGCCACGCGUGAUUUGUCUCACGUUGUCGUUCUAGCCGACGAGGACGCCAGUGUGGCGACGAGCGAGGUGGUCGUGGAGGUGGCACCGAGUCCAGCGAAGGCGACAACUAUCACCAACGGCGACAAACCCAAGACGUACUCCAUCCAGGACGAAAGGGCGGCCGAAGCCGAGGCAAAGGCGGAAAAGGCGGCAAAGGCCAUGGCCGCCCGUAAGCUUGCCCCACGCAAACUGACCCUGUCGGCAGCCGAGGGCGUUCUGGCCGGUAUGCCGGCCGACUCGGCCGCCGACGAUAUGGCGGCUGUGCUCGGCGUCAGCGAAUUUUACUCGCUGCAUGUCAUGAACGUCUGCGAGGGCACCUUUGCGCCCAAUGCCACGGCCGACGGCGCGUGGCGCAACGUGUCCUCCUGCACGGUCCAGCUCAACGCCCACCAGCUCAACAUCUCCAACCUCAUUGACAACGAGCUCAACGACAACUUUGUCGACGGCGGCAGCCUCGCGCGCCUCGGCGGCUCGAGCAGCCUGCAGUCCGCGCUCAACCGCAUCCCCACACUGGGCAUUGUGCUGGCCGUCUUCUACAUCGUGGCGGCCUGCUGCGCCGGUCUGGGGCUCCUGCUUACGGCCGCCUCCGUCGUCACGCGCGUCACGCACAGCCGCGAGACGGUGCUGGCCAACCUGGCUGCCGCGUCCGGUGCCGCGCUGGCGCUGCUGAUUGCCGGUCUGGUGUCGGCGGUGGCGGCCAAGUCGACGGUGGACUCCAUCAACCGGCUGGGCAAGGACACGAUCGGCAUGGAGGCGUGCCAGGGCUACAAGUUUGAGGCGCUGACAUGGGCGGCGUUUGGCCUGAUGACGGUGGCAGCACUGUUCUGGCUGCACGAGCUGCAAGCGGACGCCAAGAAGGCGGCGGCGGCGGCAGCAGCCAAGAAGAAGGCGGCGGCAGCUGCGGCACCCAAGAAGUGA
Molecule: messenger RNA, 1125 nt
Organism: Sporothrix brasiliensis 5110
Lineage: Eukaryota; Fungi; Ascomycota; Sordariomycetes; Ophiostomatales; Ophiostomataceae
Exons: 2
Coding region: 1-1125 (374 amino acids)
Biological process (GO): fungal-type cell wall organization
Cellular component (GO): cell cortex of cell tip; plasma membrane
Source: RefSeq, a predicted model, not a curated record